GUGCACUAUCAUCAUUCACAUAACAUUUUCUCCUGAGGGACGAGAGAGAUGCCGAUUAGCCAGAGAGUUUUGAAGCAGGUUGCAGUCGCUCCGGUUGUCGUAGCCAUCCUUUGCUAUUUCUUCUGGUCAUCGCUCAUCGCGUCAGACCGCCUAAAGGGCACCAAAGAUGUCCUCAAACUGGCUAAGACCAUCCCUCUCCCGGGCGAUGGGCCAGAGAGCUUAGAAUUUGAUUCACAAGGUGAAGGCCCUUACGUUGGCGUCACUGACGGUCGUAUUCUCAAAUGGCGCGGUGAAGAGCUAGGCUGGGUCGAGUUCGCCUACUCUUCUCCUCUCAGAGAUAAUUGUUCGAGGCAUAAAGUAGUUCCAAGUUGUGGGAGGCCAUUGGGACUUAGCUUCCAUAAGAAAACAGGAGAUCUGUAUAUUUGUGAUGGUUACUUUGGGGUCAUGAAGGUCGGACCAAAGGGAGGCUUGGCCGAGGUAGUUGUUGAUGAAGCCGAAGGUCGCAAAGUCAUGUUUGCGAACCAAAUGGAUAUAGACGAAGAGGAAGAGGUCUUCUACUUCAAUGAUAGUAGCGAUAAAUACCACUUCGAGCAAGUGUUCUACGUGUAUAUGUCCGGGGAGAAGACGGGAAGAGUAAUUAGAUACGAUAUGAAGAAGAAAGAGGCCACAGUUAUAAUGGACAAACUUCAUCUACCUAAUGGUUUAGCUCUAAGCAAGGACGGAUCGUUUGUACUCACCUGCGAAGGUGGUACAAAUAUUAUCCAUAGAAUAUGGGUCAAGGGUCCCAAAUCCGGAACCAACGAGGUUUUCGCCAAGGUCCCGGGUCCUGCGGACAAUAUCAGGCGCACUCCUACCGGAGAUUUUUGGGUUGCAUUGCAUUCUAAAGACAGUUUGUUCACUCGUGUGUUUCUGACUCACUCUUUGGUUGGGAAGUUUUUCAUCAAAAUGCUGAAGAUGGAGACUGCGGUUCAUCUCGUUAAUGGAGGGAAACCUCAUGGAAUUGUCAUGAAACUCUCUGGAGAGACAGGAGAGGUUCUUGAGAUACUUGAGGACAGUGAAGGGAAGACGAUGAAGUAUGUUAGUGAAGCUUAUGAGACAAAAGAUGGCAAGUUAUGGUUUGGGUCUGUGUUUUGGCCGGCAGUUUGGGUGCUUGAUAAAUCUGUUUACGGUCUCAAAUGAGUUAGCGAUUGCUAACAAAAAUGUAAUAAUUUGGUGGUAUGGUCUUCUUUUUAGGAGACGUGCAUCUUCUUUUGUAUUUUCUUGUUGUUGUGUGAGUGGACUUUGAUUCUGAAGAAAUUUGGUUCAGUUGAGUAAUUUAAUGGAGUUUUGUGGGAUUUUAUAAAUUUUCAAGUGAUUAAAACGAAAACGAGUUGCUAUAUUUGA
Raphanus sativus (radish) is the source of this 1383-nucleotide messenger RNA. Its product is annotated as protein STRICTOSIDINE SYNTHASE-LIKE 8. Gene Ontology annotation, molecular function: strictosidine synthase activity. Gene Ontology annotation, biological process: biosynthetic process. The transcript has 3 exons. Lineage: Eukaryota; Viridiplantae; Streptophyta; Magnoliopsida; Brassicales; Brassicaceae. Bases 49 to 1179 code for a protein of 376 amino acids. The record is from RefSeq and is a predicted model, not a curated record.